UGAAAACGUCCUUAGGCGACGCCGCUAUGAGAUCCGGCUGGGCGGCUCAGAAGCGGCGGCUGCGGGCCGAAGAGGGCGACGUGGCCACCAAGAGGACCUCCGGGCAGGGCGCCGGGAUGGUCAAUUUCUGUCCACAAUGUGGACAGAAAGUUGAGGAAAUGUUUCACUUCUGUCCGGCCUGUGGAGGCCGGCUUCCGGUUCCAGAAGAAGAGCCCAUGCAGAUCACUCCAUCUCCUUCUUUAAAAGAAUUAAACGAGGGCAUCCAGGUUGAGCUGCCGCUCUUGCCUCAGAAGAAAAAGGUGCAGAUAGUUUUUCCGAAAAAGGAAAUGUCUUCAACUUUUGUCAAAGCUCCUCCCAAGAGCUCAACGGCAUCCGUUUCUCCAAAGGCAAAAGGAAAGACGGCUUUCCGCUCACCGAAGAAGGAAAGAUGCCCUUGCGUGAAGCCUCUCCCGGAGCGUGAAAUCUUGACAGACCUGAACGAUAAAAAGUGGAUGAUUUCAAAGCUUCUGAGCCAGUCGGAUCGUGGGCUGAUCUAUGAAGGUGUCUGUCUGUCUGUCUUUGUCCAAGAACUUCAGCGCUACCUGUUCCCUUUCUUUUCUCAGGAUGCUAAAGAGGGAAAGCUGUUUAACGAACAGAACUUUCUACAGCGAGCCGCCAAGAAAGUCGCAGUGGAGAAGUGGAAGAAGCAAUAUUUAAUGCCGUUCCUGGGGAUACCUGAAUGUGUUGGUUUUGGCGUCCAUGAGAACAGCUACAGGUUCCUGGUCUUUCCCGAAUUGGGUCGAUCUCUUCAGUCAAUCCUGGACGACAACAAAAACCAGAUGACGGAGAAAGCUGUAUUGCAGUUUGCAGUCAGGCUGCUUGACGUCCUGGAAUAUCUUCAUGAAAAUGAGUAUACUCACGGGGAUCUGGCUGCUGAAAACAUAUAUGUGAAUCCGGCUGAUCUUACUGUGGUUACUUUAGCAGAUUUCAGCUUCGCCUUCCGAUACAGCCCUGGAGGGAAACACGUGCCGCAGAGGGAAUGCAGUCGGACUCCUCAUGAAGGCACCUUGGAGUUCAUCAGCCUGGACAGCCACAGGGGAGCUGCUCCGUCCCGUCGAAGUGACCUUGAAUCCUUGGGUUACUGCCUGGUAAAGUGGCUGUGGGGUGCCCUUCCCUGGUCUGCAGACCUGACAGAUCCCUGCGUGGUCACAGAGGAAAAAGAGAGGUGCAAAGUGGAUGUUAUCAAAAAUCCAAGACUGUCCUCUGGCUGGGGAGCCUUACCAGAAUCCAUACAGAAAUACCUGCAACAAGUAAUGACUUUGGAAUAUGAAGAAAAACCAAACUACGAAGAACUGCGAAUGUUAUUUACGAGGCCUCUUCAGCUGAUGAGAGCAUCGGCCUAUGACUCAGUGGACCUCAGAGUAGCACCCUAGCUUUCAGAAAAACUGAAUAAGAAGAGAAAUGAAGAACAAGAAUGAGCUUUACGGGUCUUGAAAAAUGCACUUAAGAGUCGAACUCACUGGAAUGUCUUCACAUUGGAACAGUUGGCAACGUGGUUGGUGUGUGCGUUUGCUUUUUAUUUCCAAUUUUUAAUAAGAGAGGGAAAGUGGUUUUCUUGGAAAUGCUGUUAGGGUUUUGCUGUGACCUAUAGCAAGCUAAAGAUUUAUCCAGGGACAUAAUUUAAUUUAAUGAAUUCUGGCAAAUCUUCCUUUGAUAAAUGAUUAGUUACACAUUUAAUUUAUAAAGAGUUGUUGUCCAAAUAUUCAACUCAAACCCUGAACCUUUAAAAAAAAGUGGGGGGGGGGAGAAGGAUUGUAAAUAUUUUAAUUUUGUUUUUAAUCUUGCUUUUAGUGUCUUGAAAAGUUCAUUGUAUUCUAUUGCAUAAAUAUUUUAUUCUAUUAUUUUAUCUCUAGUUUAAAGGGUGCUUUGUCAGGCAGAAGGACUGAGAAAAAGGUUUUAAUCUUUUUAACGUGUGCUUUGUUGAUUUUGUAGUAAAAAGUUGUACGG
Molecule: messenger RNA, 1986 nt
Organism: Notechis scutatus (mainland tiger snake)
Lineage: Eukaryota; Metazoa; Chordata; Lepidosauria; Squamata; Elapidae
Source: RefSeq, a predicted model, not a curated record